This is a messenger RNA of Mesorhabditis belari, 483 nucleotides long. NCBI's taxonomy places the organism in Eukaryota, Metazoa, Nematoda, Chromadorea, Rhabditida, Rhabditidae. The record is from the annotation of a GenBank genome assembly.
AUGAGAUUGUGGCGGAGAAAGGCGUCAAUCCACGUUCGAUUCCGAAAAAAAUUCCUCGGUAUUGCCCUUUUAUUGACAUGGUUUUUCACGCCUACAAUGGCGUUGAGAUGUUUGAUUUGUCAAAACACACCCGAUUCCACAAUGCUCGAGCGUUUUCGAAUAACAACUAGAUUAAAUAAACCGAUCUGUCCGCUAGAACCGAUACAAUGUGAUCGAGAUCAAGAUGUUUGUGUGACCAUAACACAGCAUAUUGGGCAUGGCGAGUAUUGGAUUGGAUCGGGAUGCGAUCGAAGAACGAAUUUCCCCCAACUUUCAUGCCAUAACGUUCGCACACUGACAAAAUUAGUUCAAAUAGGAAACUAUGUUCAAGAGCAACGGCGGCUUCAAAGGGUGUGCGUCUGUGGCAGGGAUCUUUGUAAUUCUUCUAUAAAGUCUUCCGCAUUUUCCACUCUUUUUAUUAUUAUGCUUCUUUUCGUCAUAAAA